Messenger RNA from Bipolaris oryzae ATCC 44560, 1512 nucleotides. RefSeq lists its product as uncharacterized. NCBI's taxonomy places the organism in Eukaryota, Fungi, Ascomycota, Dothideomycetes, Pleosporales, Pleosporaceae. The coding region runs from base 1 to 1512 and encodes 503 amino acids. Gene Ontology annotation, cellular component: vacuolar membrane. The transcript is spliced from 3 exons. The record is from RefSeq and is a predicted model, not a curated record. Gene Ontology annotation, molecular function: amino acid transmembrane transporter activity. Gene Ontology annotation, biological process: amino acid transmembrane transport.
AUGGCGUUGAAAGGUCUAUUAGGUCGCAAGGCUUCGCCGUCCGACAACGCUAGCCAUAGCAGCAGCGACAAGGUUGCCAACGAUCGAGAGAAGAAUUACGACCCCGAGGCUGCCGCCGCAAAAGGAAUUCUUGCGCCUACCAACGAUGACAUUUCAGACGCCAGCAUCACGAUCGGCAAACAGAUUGAACUUGAGGCCAACAACGUUUUGAAAUACCGCACCUGUAGCUGGAAGAAGACCGCAGCUCUCUUGUUCUCAGAGUACAUCUGUUUGGCUAUCAUGAGUUUUCCGUGGAGUUAUUCGGUUUUGGGAUUGGUACCAGGUCUUAUACUCACAGCAGUGGUUGCGGGCCUUGUCCUUUACACAUCCUUGAUCACAUGGGAGUUUUGUAUGCGCCACCCCCAGAUUCGCGAUGUCUGUGACAUUGGCCAAAUGCUUUUCUGGAAUAAGAAAUGGGCAUUUUAUGCUACUUCAGUCAUGUUUGUUCUAAACAACGUCUUUAUCAUGGCUUUGCACUGUCUUGUGGGGGCCAAGUGGUGGAACACAAUCACUUCACAUGGCACGUGCACCAUUACAUUCGCUGCCAUCACCGCCAUCAUCUCGUUUGUGGCUUCUCUCCCCCGUACAUUUAACACUCUGGCCACAAUAGCAACCGGAUCCGCUUUGUUCACCUUCGUCUCCGUCAUACUCGCAGCUGCCUUCUCUGGAGUCGAUGGAAAACCCGCAGGUUACCCAAGUAAGGGAGAGCUCGAAAUCCAUGCUAUACCUCCAGCUGGAACCACCUUCGUCCUUGGAAUGAGCGCUUUCAUGAACAUUUCUUACACCUUCAUUGGCCAAAUCACUCUUCCCAGCUUCAUUGCUGAGAUGAGAGAACCCAAGGAUUUCCCAAAGGCGCUCUGGGCUGUCACCAUCUGCGAGGUCAUUGUCUUUUCUCUCGUGGGAGGUGUCGUAUAUGGAUACACGGGCACAAAUUACAUGACCUCUCCGGCAUUUGGCUCAAUCUCCAACGAAGUCUACAAGAAGGUGUCAUUCACGUUCAUGGUACCUACUAUCAUCUUCCUUGGUGUCUUGUACGCUUCCGUAACCGCCCGAUUCGUGCUCUUCCGCAUCUUUGGACCUACAUCACGACACAGGACUGACCAUACCGCCGUUGGCUGGCUCACGUGGACCGGAAUUCUCGCAGUCAUCUGGGUCCUGGCUUUCAUCAUUGCCGAAGUCAUUCCGUUCUUCUCCGACUUGCUCUCCCUCAUGAGCUCGCUCUUUGACUCUUUCUUUGGCUUCAUUUUCUGGGGCGCUGCUUACUUUCAGCUUCGCUCGGAAAAGUACGGCCCAAGGUACUGGAGGACACGUGGGCUCCGCGGAUAUUUUGGAUUUUUCUUCAACAUCUUGCUGUGUCUUAUUGGUCUGCUGUUCCUUACUGCAGGGACCUAUGCUACGGUUCAGUCGAUUAUUGACGGUUAUAAGGCGGACGGGUUUGGUGGCCCGUUCACGUGCGCCGAUAAUGGCUUGUGA